Penicillium brevicompactum is the source of this 735-nucleotide messenger RNA. Its product is annotated as oxidoreductase, short chain dehydrogenase/reductase family. The transcript has 4 exons. The record is from RefSeq and is a predicted model, not a curated record. NCBI's taxonomy places the organism in Eukaryota, Fungi, Ascomycota, Eurotiomycetes, Eurotiales, Aspergillaceae. The coding region runs from base 1 to 735 and encodes 244 amino acids.
AUGGCAUCCAAAUCACUCGCUAUUAUUGCAGGCGUUGGCCCCGGCACGGGCGCAUCAAUCGCAAGGAAGUUCGCCAAAUCUUAUUCUGUGGUGGUUCUCGCUCGAAACCCAGACAAUUAUGACCCAGUGGUCCAAGAAAUUAAUUCAAGCGGGGGUCAAGCCUUCGGCAUCCCCACCGAUGUCUCCGACUCCAAGAGUGUGCACGCCGCAUUUGACAAGAUUGCAGAGCAGUACCCAUCUCAAAAGGUAGCUGCUGCUGUCUUCAACCCCGGUGGCGGUUUUGUUCGCAAGCCAUUCCUCGAGCUGACGGAAGCGGACUAUGCAACCGCACUUGCCUCUCAAGGACAAGGUGCUUUUAAUUUUGCCCAGCGAUCUAUUCCGCUACUUCUGGCAGCCCGUGAGGCGUCGGAAUACCCACCGACUCUCAUCUUCACUGGAGCCACCGCUAGUCUCAAGGGCUCGGCUAACUUCGCAGCAUUUGCCUCGGGCAAGUUUGCGUUGCGUGCACUGGCGCAAUCACUGGCUCGUGAAUUCGGGCCGCAGGGGCUUCAUGUUUCACACACUAUCAUCGACGGUGUGAUUGAUAUUCCCAGGACCAAGGCCUGGGUGUUUGAACAUGAGGAUGCAAAAUUAAACCCGGACGCAAUUGCGGAUUCGUAUUGGCAUUUGCAUACUCAGCCGCGUACUACCUUUGCAUUUGAGCUUGAUCUGAGACCAUAUAUCGAGAAGUGGUAA